Messenger RNA from Podarcis muralis (Common wall lizard), 3249 nucleotides. RefSeq names its product small integral membrane protein 35 (gene SMIM35). NCBI's taxonomy places the organism in Eukaryota, Metazoa, Chordata, Lepidosauria, Squamata, Lacertidae. The record is from RefSeq and is a predicted model, not a curated record.
GGAUGUUUGAAGUAGCUUUGCCUGUGACGUGGAACAUUCUGCGUCAACAUCUAGGGAGUGGCCACAGCUAAGAGGUGAGAGGCAUGCAAAGCAGGGGCAGGCAGGCAGGUUGUUGGCUUGGAUGACUGGAGGGAGAGCUCCUGUUUGAAGAGCUGGACUGCAGAGGAAAAGGAUGGACCCCAACACAGAAGGGGAGCCCAUCAGCGUUCUUGGCCUCAUCCUUGGCGUCAGUCUCUCCCUCUUGAUCCUUGGUGUCCUUAGCUAUACCAUUGCAAAGUGGUACCAGGAAGGACACUGCUGGAACAGGCCUAAUUUUGUCUUCAACCUUUACCAUAUCCGCAACCUGAAAUCGGUGGAGGUGGAACUGGCCCCUCCUUUCACCAUCAGUGGCUCCAUGCGUGAAGCAGGAAGUGGCUACGUGCGGUUCCACGACAGAGGCACCUAAGUCUGAGGAGCUGCCAACUCUGAAUCUGGUCUCAGUGACUCUCUUUCCCAGCAAGAUCUUGGAGCUCAGGCAACUGCUUCUCCAAGAAGUCUCCCAGGAGUCUUGGACCAGCUGGACAGCAGUAGCCAUUGGGCAUAUGGCUGCUUGGUCGUGGUGCUGCUCCACCCAGACUACCACUGUUGGUGCCAUCUUUUCACACCCUGCACAGCUCAAGGGUCUCGGCAAUGUGUGUGCGUAAAAUGGGAGAGAGUCUUUUCAGCUCUUCCUGGCUUUCUGUGAGAGGUUGCAGGACUUUUGACACAGUCCCUAAACAACCACUUAUAUGGAGCAGGGCUGGAGGACGUUGGAAUCUCUGGGUAGGUCUCAGGAGCUUGUGCAAGCAUCCAGAUGAAACCAGAAGUUUGCAGAAUAUCCCUCCGCUCUGUCAGAAGCUGCCAGGCAGCCUCUGGGUUCUGUGCAGCUGCCCCAUGUGGAGAGGCACAGAAGUGCAGGUUGCCAUGUGUUUAGUGGUAAAUGUACUGCCCUAGCUCUGCCUACCCAGGCUGCCCAUUGAACCUCCCUGGACAAGGAGAGGGUCGCCGUUUUGCCUUCCUAGGUAUUCUCUAGUUCUGACUCCAUCCUAGGAUUUCCACUUGCUGGCUCCUUGGUUCUGGCUCCUGGUUGCUGUUCAUCACCAGCUUGCUGGACCAACUCUUGGCUCCCAGCCCCUGCCCUCAGGAAAAAUGGGCCCCUGACUUGGAAGACGCCAAGCUGGUUGCCUCUCAGUGCUAAAAAGUUUCCUUCUUUGGGAAAAAGUUCUUUGCUGCUUUGGUCAGCCUUCGUCUCACCCCAUUCAAUGCUCAAAAUCAGGACACUCUCCCCUUCUGCGAAGUGUAUGAAUGGCAUGAAUUGGAGUAGCCACUAGCAGGGAUCUGACUCCUUUCUACCCCAGAUGGUGGAACCUACCAAGAAGUCCCUAUGCACCCUUGCUUGGCAUUGCCCCAUUGACCAGGUAGUAGCUCCAUGUCACAUUGCACUGAGGCCCCAUGAUUCAUGGUUUGGCAGAUCACCAGGGCAGACUAGAGAAAACUCUAUGAAGUGUCCUUGGGGCGAUGUCAGGCUAUGGUUUGCUUUUUCAAGGCCUUGGUUUAGAUCCUGGCAUCUCCCAUUAAUCCGUGCCUUGGACUGAAGAGCUGAGAAAGACCCUCCACCCAUAGAAGCUUGGGGAGCUUCUCCUGGGAAGAAACAAUAGUGCUGGGCAUUAUUUAUAGGGCUGGGGGUUUACAAGAAAAUGCCUGCUCGUACCUUCGUUGUUUUACUCAAAGAGCCACCCUAGGAAAAAUUCAACAGCUCCACCAAAAAAGCACAACUCCUGAGACCAAAAGACUUGAGUCUUGCUCUGCAGCUCCCUGGUGACCACUUCCUGAAACCUCCUUUGCAUAACAUGCAAACAGACUUCCUCCAACCGUCACACUGUGAGAUAAUUUGGGGAAUGCACAAGGCUGUGGAAUUUCUUCUUGGUCAUUUGUGAAGCAGCUCCCUGUUUAGAGGAAGUCCAGAACCUCUGAAGGAGAGCUGCAAUGUUGUGUGUGGGGAAUUUUCCAAGAAAUUGUAUCUGAAGGUUUUCCAGGCUUUCCAGAGAAACUAUCUGUCUUGCACAGCUCAGCUCCAGUCUGCUCCUCUGGGGAGCUAAGAAACCACAGACCCAUGAGGAGGUGAAGCUGCUGCAAUUCCUUUGACUUCCUCGUGCCCCCUAAAACUUUUCUGUUUAAGGAAGCCUCCUCAGACAUCUAAAAGUUCAUGUGUCUUUUAAUCUGUAAUUUUAGCUUAACGGAUGCUUUUAAUUAUAUUUUGGACUUUUUAAAAUAACUUGAACUUUUACUGACAAUUUACUGUAUCUUUUACAUUUUUUGUAAACUGCUUAGAGGCUUCACUUACAGUUAAGCGGCAUACAAAUUUUGUCAAAUUAAAAAAAUCAAAUGCACAAAUUAUUCGUAGUGGUGCAAAACGGAGUGUGAGAACAUAGCUAGGCUUUGAAAACAGUUGCCUGCUAUUGCUGUUAAUAGUCUCGCUUGCCAAAUACAGCUGUGUCUUAUUCUUUAGGGGUAGAUCAAGUUCAGAGCCAGCUGCAAAGCACAACUCCCCUGUGGCUCUCUGUCCAUGCUAGGGGAGGAGUUUCACUUCCUUGUUGCAUCAAAACAAACCCAAGGCUGCCCUUGUUGAUUUGGCUCAUAGGAUGGUUGGCAGGUACAGCUGCAGAUGGCCGUGGGCUGGACUGUGCCACUUCACAGAGCAGAGGGGUGCUCAACAGUUUGAAACGUUUCCUCUAAGUUUAAAAGCUCCUAGCAAUAGAAAAGAAGGUGCCAUCGCUAGGGCUGGGACAGACCUUUUCUUCCAGAUGUGCUGCCCACGCCUGCUGCAGUCUGAAGUGGUCUGCUGCAGACAUUCUGAUGUAUGUGCAGAGCAGUCACCUGAUCUUUCCACUUGGGGGCAAAAGCUUGCAUUUGCAAAUGUACCAAAAGGGAGGGUACAUUUAGCUUGUCAGGACAUCAGUGUGCUUGCAGUCCACUUGACAUCAGUAGGAAAAGGAACCGCCACCAGCUCUGGGAGCUGUGAAGUGCACAGAGCAAGACCAUUCGCCAGACCAGGAGCCUCUGCAUCUGACCAGCACCUGCCAGGUGAGGAGCUCUGCACAAGUGCAAGCACCACACACUUGGUCCUUGGGUGCUUCACGGAGGGUUUUCAUCCCAAAGCAGCUCUUCAAAGCGGCAUGGCAUUUUAAAUAAAUAAAUACACUGAAGUGCAUUGAUUUAAAAAACAACAAC